CGCUCCCUUAGGCCCCACCCCUCAAUCGGCCUCAUCCUCACUUCCUGGUCUUGUUUAUUACCAGGAAGACCCGCCCUGACACCUGCCUUUCGCCUCGUUCCCCACUCGGGUCUAUGGGCACAAAGGCCCGCCCCUCGGUGCCAGCCUUUCGCCUCACUCCAAGUCCCGCCCAAUGCCCUUAGCCCCGCCUCCAGCACCUGCGUUUCUGCUCACUCCUAAGUCCCGCCCCUCUGGGGGCGGGGAAAACGCCGGUUUUGUACCGAGGAGGCCGAGCCGUGGCCGGGGCUUAACCGUCCCUUCCGCGGCUACCAAUGGAGACCGACUGGAGGCGGGACUUUAUCGGCUAGCAGCCAAUCACCUUGCUCAGGAGGGAUGGGCCCUGUGACUUCUGGGUACCGGAGUGGUUGCCUCUCCCCUCGCCCCGGAGCCCGGGAAAACCCGGAGCGGGGAGCAGACAGAGCCGGGCCGGGCCGGGCAGUCAAGCGGGUUCGGGCCGGGCCGGGGUCUGCAUCUCGUGGAGCGCCCCGCCCCCGCCAUCGCCCCAGCCCGACGCUGCAGGGACCCGGCCCCGGGACAAGAGCGGCCCGGGAGGCGCCCCCCAGAAGCCAUGGAGCUCGGCGGCAAGAAGAAGCUCCACGCCCUGUCCCUAGCGGAGAAGAUCCAGGUGCUGGAGCUCCUGGACGAGUCCAAGAUGUCCCAGUCGGAGGUGGCGCGGCGCUUCCAGGUCUCCCAGCCCCAGAUCUCCCGCAUCUGCAAGAACAAAGAGAAGCUGCUGGCAGACUGGUGCAGCGGCACGGCCAACCGCGAGCGCAAGCGCAAGCGCGAGUCCAAGUACAGCGGCAUCGACGAGGCGCUCCUGUGCUGGUACCACAUCGCCCGCGCCAAGGCCUGGGACGUCACGGGCCCCAUGCUGCUGCACAAAGCCAAGGAGCUCGCCGACCUCAUGGGCCAGCGCUUCGUGCCCAGCAUCGGCUGGCUGGUGCGCUGGAAGCGCCGCAACAACGUGGGCUUGGGGGUCCGCCACGUCCUCCCUCCUCCCCGGACUUCCCUGGAGACUCCUCCCCUGGGCGCCGACCCUCACACGCCCUUUACCCUGAAAGACUUUUCCCCGGAGGAUAUUUUUGGCUGUGCCGAGGUGCCCUUAUUGUAUCUGGCGGUCCCGGGUGGGAUGGCCCCGGGCGAUCGGUUCCAGGUGUUACUGUGUGCCAACAGCGGAGGGACGGAGAAGCGCCGGCUGGUGGUGGUGGGGGGCCGCCAGCGCUCUCCGCGGGGCUUCUUUGGGGUCAGCAGCGAGGCUCUGCCCGUCCUCUACCGCCCGGGCCCAGGGAUCCCAUGGGCGGACUGGCUGGCCCAGCUGGACCAGGACAUGGGGCGGCAGGGCCGGCACGUGGCCUUGUUGCUGACCGCCCAGCCGGCCAAGGGUGCCACGGACCUGCCCGAGCUUCAGCACGUGAGGCUGCUGCCUCUGCCUGCCGACGGCACCAUGCCCUGCUUACCCACCCCUGUGGUGCAGGACUUCAAGAGCCGGUACCGGCACCGGCUCCUGAGUAAGCUGGCCGCUCUCCGAGGGGCCGCAGAAAGCGCAUCUCUGACCGCUGCCGGGGCCGGCAUCACGGUGCUUGAUGCCUUGCAUAUGAUGGCAGCCGCCUGGGACAGGGUGCCCACCAAUUUCAUCAGGAGCAGCUUCGCCCUGGCUGGCCUGUGGCCCGGCAGAACUCCUCCGUCCACAAAAGAAGUGCCCAUGAUGCCCCCCCUGCCCGGCGGGCUGAGACCUGACGAAUUCUCCCACUUUGUGGACCUGGAAGACGAGGAGGUUGGCGGGGGAGGAUGCAAGGAAGAAGGGAGCAGUGAGGGCGAGGAAGAGAGUGGGGACGACGGCUUUGUGCCUUUGCCAACCAAGGCAGAUGCUUUGCGGGCAUUGGGUACCUUGAGGCGAUGGCUCGAGUGUAACGGGGCUUCCCCUGAACUUUUUGGGAAAUUUUAUGACUGUGAAGAGGAGGUAGAACGCAUGUGCUCCCAGUGAGGGUCCCCCGGGCCUGUCAGGGGGGUCCCCUACCUUCUUGUUUCCCAUGGAAACGCUAACCGAGGGCACUUUGGAGAUUUCUUUCCCGUGGAAAUAAGAGGACUUUUUGUGGAGAGGGGAGAAGCAGAAGAGUUUUAAACUGGUGCCGGCAGUGGGCCAAGUGGUCCUGAAUGCAUUGCCUGGGACCACUUUAACCCUCUGGGAAAUUCCAGGGAAUUAAACAAGAAACCGUCAAGGGGGAAACUGGGGACUUGGGUUAAGGGGAAGCUCGGCUUUAGCGUCCGCAUGAGGACUCCGUGAAUUCUGUGUUCAGAACCGGUUCUGCUGAAUUUAAACCAAGGAGCCUGAGUGUCACCUGACCCAGACCAGAGGUGGGCUCCCCGCCACCUUCCCCUGUCUGCUGAGCCUUUCAACAUCCACUCUGACUGCUGCCUCUUCCCCCUCAGAUCCCGGUGCUCCGGCCCAAACUUCCAGGCAGGAUGAGUCUUCUUUCAAAAGGCCCCCAAAGCAACAUGAGAGAAGGGGCAGCUGCGUUAACCACCCUGUAGCAUAUAUCCCCAGUAGGAAAAGAUUGAGUCCAGGAAACAGCUGGGAAGUAGUUCAGGGGAGGGGUGUCGCACCCGGGAUUCUUGGGUCCCAAAGAGACGACCGGUGAGUGCUCCUUUGGCUCACCAAGGCCAGGUCCCUAAUCGUCUUGAAGACUUUCUAGCCAUCUCCUUUCCCCAGGAGAACCAAGUCAGGAGGCCGGGGCCUGAUGAGGGCAUCUGGCCAGUCCCGUAUUCCUCCAAAGCUCAGAAUUUCUAGACUAGCAGAAGGCAGAUGGUCCCUGGGGAAGCCGAGACCUUGUGACCUGGGUCUUCAAAGCGAGACCUCCUUUGCUGCCGUGAAGGCCGAAGUGUGUGCUGGUACCUACAGGAAGUGCUCACACAGAAAUGGCCGAAUCUCUGCGAUGCAGGGACGGCUCUGCACCUCGGCCUGAAGGGGUUGGAUUGGACGGGACCCCUUGGAGUUCUGACUGACUAAGGUCACCUCAAACUGAGAGCCUGAAGGGAAGGCCCUCGUUUGAAAAGACAGAAUUUCAAGGGAUUCUUGCUUUUUUUUUGCCGAGUCCCCGGGGUAGGAAAUGAUUGAAGAAAGCAAGAUGGAGAGUGUUGGAGGAAGUCGUGGCUAUCUUCAUUUACUGAGGACAGACCCCAGCAUGGUCCAGCACCCCCUCAUAAUACGCGAAUCCCUGGAAUGCUUCCUAGUUUCAGGGACGAGCCAGCCUGGGAAACGCCCGCCCCUGCUACUUAUUUGACACCAGUGGCUGCUUGUGCCUAAAUACUGAGUUUGGCUGCGGGCAUGACAGCCUCAACUCAUUCAUUUUUUUUGAAGCAGCAAAUAAAUGUAUGAAUAUUCCUUUAUAACUCUAGGGGGAAAAAAUGUGCUAUUCAGCUGGAAUUAGGGGAGAAAGGAAGUGUUUAAUAGUUUAAGGAAAGCUUUAUUCCAGGAUACUUUGGGAUCCAACCACCUUCCUCACGACAGAACAGUUCCAGUUUUCCUCCUUAUCCCUCCUUUUUUCUCCCCGAGAUUCUGAGCCAUUGUAAGAAGAUAUUCCAAAAUCCCUCGAGAAUGGCCUGGGAGUCGGUCAGGGGAAUAGGGCUGGAAGGGAGUUGGGCUCAACCGUUCCUUUUGCAGGGAGGCUCGGCAAUGACUGGCCCAAAGUGAUAUAGUUAGGAAGUAGCAGAUCUAGUAAAUUAGCAAGCCAGGAUUUGAAGCCUAGAUUUCUGACCCUGUGUCUUGUGCUCUCUAGGUAGAAUCAGAGGACUCUCUUUCUCCCAGAAUUACAAAGCUGGGAGGAAGUCUUAUCUGGGCCCCAUCUCUAGGAAGGUUAUUGAUGAACUGGCUUCUCUUUAAAAGGUCUUUACAAAUAAAGAUUCUAUUUCUUCCCUUGGA
Molecule: messenger RNA, 3958 nt
Organism: Sarcophilus harrisii (Tasmanian devil)
Lineage: Eukaryota; Metazoa; Chordata; Mammalia; Dasyuromorphia; Dasyuridae
Gene: TIGD3
Product: tigger transposable element derived 3
Exons: 2
Coding region: 608-2023 (471 amino acids)
Cellular component (GO): nucleus
Molecular function (GO): DNA binding
Source: RefSeq, a predicted model, not a curated record